CAACGCGCCCGCGCCGGGAAUCACAAACAACUCACGCACACACCUAACGGAGCGUCGAGGCGGCACACACUCACACGCCGCGCCCCUAUAAAAGACAGCCGUCGCAGCGCCCGGCAUUCAGUCCACCGCGGCCAUCCGUGACGGACAGAGCUCCCUGGUACUACCGCGGCACCCGCGACAGUGCGAACCUACUCAGGCAUCCUACCUCGGCCAUCCGAGUGGACGCCUUGUCCUCUUUCGAUAUUUUGAAAGUAGUAAUUCCCUUAAUAAAAUUUUGUGAAUAUAACCGUCUCGUCUUCUUUACACUGGCGCCCAACGUGGGGCACGUUCCUCCACGCGCAAGAUUCGUCACGAAGGCAGGGCGUGUCACAACAAGAUACGUAAAAACAAAAAAGAAACUAUGGCGUCCUUUAGCGAAGACCAGUUUACUCGGCUGAUUUCUACACUGUCGUCAUCGUCAUCAUCACGCCACUCCACAUUAGCAAGCUGCAUUCACCAUUAUGAUGGAACCAAGGAUGUUGGUGUGGUGACAAGGUUCCUUUCGGCAGUAGACACAUAUAUAAUGGUGGAGAAGAUCCCGGAGAAAGAGGCAAUAAUGGGGUUACCCUUAAUCCUGGUGGGAGAAGCAGGCAUCUGGUGGCAAGGCAUCAAACACGAAGUCGAGACCUGGGAAGGCUUUAAGGAGAGGCUGCACGCUGCAUUUGCGCCCAGAAAGGAAGCUUACCAGCUACUACGGGAAAUAAUGAGCAACGAACAAUCUAAAUCUAUGCUCACAGAAACGUUUGUGGCUCAGAAGCGAGUCUUGUUCGCCCAACUGCCAACCCCGAAGAUACCCGAGAUCCGUCAGCUGGACAUGGUGUAUGGACUUCUUCGCCUGGAUAUGAGGUCUGCCGUACCUAGGUCAGCCGUCAGCUCUUUUGAUAACCUGGUACAGCUGGCAAGAGCCGCAGAAAACAUAAUGAAGGAGCGAAAUGAACCUCUGACUACCAGUGCGAGCGAAUCGAAGCGUGAAAGAUUCGCUCGGGGAAAAGAGCGCUGUGAAUUCUGCCGUGCUAUAGGACAUGACAUGGCGUCGUGCAGGCGGAGACAAAAGGCACUUGGAGCGAUGGCUGUACCGAAACAGGAAGCGGUGACUCAGGCUCCAUCACCUUCGCAGCCCCGAUUCUACUGCUAUGGCUGCGGAGCCCCGGGAGUGGUGAGAUCCAAGUGCUCCACCUGCAACAAAAAGAGGCCGGUGGAAACUGGUGCAUGUUCCAUCGAUAUUCAGCUGGAUGUAAGGCCCCGACCUAUGGUGUUUACGAAGAUCGGCGAUAUCGAAGAGUGCGCUAAGCUCGACUGCUGCGCCAAGUCUAGCGUUGCGUCAUACCAACUGGCCACGAAGUUACGAAAGAAGGGGUACGUCUUCCAGCAACAGAGAAUGAAGAUAACUCUCGCGGACGGCAUUGGCAAGCGUCAGAACGUUGAAAUAGUCAGAGCCCCCGUGGAACUUUAUGGGAAAACAACGUACACCACUUUCGUCGUUUUGCCCGGUUGCAAAAAGAACCAAACCUUACUUGGCGUUGGCUACAUCCAAGAUGCAGGGAUACUGAUCAACUUACCUCAAUUCACGAUGUCCUUCAUUGAGCGGCCAGAAGAGGACUACGACCUAUACGACGAGGGGUUUGCCACCUUCAAACAGCCUUCAAUGGAAGAGUUCCAAAUGCAAUCACCUGUAUCCGUUUUGACCUGGAAUUCAUCAUCUACGCUGCCAGGAAACGUUUGCGCUUCACCAUCCUUGCCGUCGUGUUCAUCACCAUCAUUACCAGAGCCAGCAGAUAAGGGAACAGAGAUAUCAGGCUUUAUGAUGACAACCGAAACACCCGUAGAAAGGACCAUUAUAGCCCCGAGAACACCUGAUUGGAACUUGAUUCCCAUAAAAUCCCCGUCACCCAAGAAGUCACGGUUCUACGAGGCCAGCUCCCCAGAUCUGGACUACAUGAUUCGUGAUGCACAAAUAAAUGUUCAUUCUCAGGCCGUUGAACUGACGCUACGUGAGCAAGGCUUGUUUGAUGGAGAACUUGACUGGGACGUCGGAAUUGACGCCGUCGAUGUACACAUACCUGAAGACCUACCUGAAAACCAGAAAAAGGCAUUCGAGGACCUUCUACUGGAAUACGAAGACGUCUUUACUUCAAAGGGCGAAGCUGUAGUCGACGUGGAACAUCGUAUCAUCACAAAAGAUCACCCUCCUAUAGCUUCACCACCUUACAGAUUGUCUCCACCACGAAGAGAAAUCCUUAAAGCUGAAAUAGAUAAAAUGCUUCAAGGAGGCAUCAUAGAACCAUGUUCAUCUCCUUGGGCCUCACCAGUUGUCAUGGUACCCAAAAAGAAUGGCGAAGUCAGGAUCUGCGUGGAUUACCGGCGCUUGAAUGCUAUAACUGUACCUGAUUCAUAUCCUAUACCCCGCAUCGAUGACUUACUCCAUGAAGCCAAGCCUACGCCAUACAUGAGUGCCCUAGACCUAAAGGCUGGAUACUGGCAAGUGUUGGUCGCGGAAGCGGAUAGAGACAAGACAAGCUUCAUAACGCCCUUUGGUAUAUAUAGAUAUAUACGUAUGCCAUUUGGCCUGCGUAACGCGCCUGCCACGUUCCAAAGGAUGAUAGACAGGUUCAGAGUGAGCCUAGAAGGAAUCAAGAUGCUUGGGUACUUAGACGAUCUAAUAGUCUUCUCCACGACAUUUCAAACUCACCUGGCAGACCUCAGGAAAAUAUUCCAGCGAAUGAGAGAAUAUAAUCUCACUAUCAACAAGGAUAAGUGCAGAUUCUUCGCUUCUUCAAUCAAGUAUUUAGGGCACUUGAUCACACCUGAAGGCCUAAAAGCUGAUCCUGAGAAAGUUACCACCAUUACUAAUCUGCCAUCUCCAAAGAACUUGACACACCUGGUCACAUUUCUACAGACAUGUUCAUGGUAUCGACGUUUUAUAGAAAACUUUGCAACUGUGGCUGAACCACUCACCAGACUGACAAAGAAGUCAGCUGCUUGGACCUGGACUGAAGAGCAGGAAAAUGCCUUUACGGAACUGAAGCAUAGGUUGACUUCCUCCCCAAUAUUACGUCAAGCUGACCACACUAAGCCCUACAUACUGAAGACUGAUGCCAGUAACUACGCGCUCGGAGCGGCUUUAGUCCAGGGGAGGGAAGCGAAGAAUAUGUGGUAG
Leguminivora glycinivorella is the source of this 3196-nucleotide messenger RNA. RefSeq lists its product as uncharacterized. The transcript has a single exon. The record is from RefSeq and is a predicted model, not a curated record. Bases 401 to 3196 code for a protein of 931 amino acids. Lineage: Eukaryota; Metazoa; Arthropoda; Insecta; Lepidoptera; Tortricidae.